AACAAACAGUGCUACACACCCCUACCCCGUAAGUCAACAGAACUUCAUAGAAGAAUUGCUUUUCGAGGGUUGUCAAAGACAAAAAUUACCAGCACAGCAGUUAUGGGAGUUAGAAGUCAGGCUAGUUUAGCCACGUUAAAAUCACUGCUAUAUUCCACACUGCUACAAACUUGCACGAAAAGAUAAAAAUAGCCAGAAGCAAAAGCGUUGGAUGUAAUUUCGUCUCUUUCGGCCUUUUAGUCGUCUGAAAGCCUCCAACUCGCGAGCAUAGUUUGGUAGCAACUUAGCUAUGUACAAAUUUUUCUGUAUUUACAUACUUCGUAGUUGUAGGAAUUAAGAUGCUUUGAACAAAGAUAAGAAGCCAUGCAAACCAAAAAAACAAUACAAGCGAAAUAAAUCAAUAUUACUAUUAGUACACUCUGACGGUGCAAUAUACGCAUGUAGAUAUGGAAGAAAAAUUUUAGUAAUAUUAACACCUUAAUAAAAGCAUUAAUUGCAUGGCACCUUGGAAUUGGAGGAAUCCUUGCACCUCAGGGGCAACCGAUAGCGACGAGUCGCCACAAACAACAUCGCCCGUACGAAAGCGCUCUCAAAGUGGGUUUGCCGGAAACGCGCAUCAGCGUGAAAAUGGCACAGAGUCAACGAACGGUACCAGCACUUACCAGAAGCCAUAUUCAAACCCAAAAACCAAACAUACCACCCCGGUGCUCUUUUCUACAAAUAGCGGACUACAUUUACGUGUCACGAAACCUAAGUUCAAACCUUGUGCACCUACUGGGGUAUGUAUGUGUGGUGGCACAGUCGGACCGAGAUGUAACGCACUCAAUAUAACCGGAUGUAGUUGUGCCAUUGAGAGUGGCAUUGACACACGUUUGCCCGCUUCCUGUAUUUAUGAAAUACAUUUCUGUGAUUUGGAGCGUUGGAGUACGAAUCGCGCUAACACCAUCUGCCUCGAAGAUACUUUUAUUGUGUCAAGACGCAACAAUAGUCUACCCAGCUCCAAUAUGUCGUCCGCUGAUAGAGACAAUACUAUCUUUAAAAGCAGAAACCAGCGCAGCGGAAGCAUUUUUUGCGUGCCCAGCGGCAGUCGGCACGCACUCGUAAUGCCGCAUAGAAGCCUUUACCAACGCAGCACAAGCAUACAAAGCACAUUUGAACGAUUUGGUGUGCAGUGAAGAGAUAUUGAUAAUGAAAGGGAAUUUAAACCUACUGAACUAAAACCUCGGAGUAAUUCAAAAGAAGAAAUAGAAAAAUAGUAAAUUUUUGUAAAUAUAUGAGUGACUUUUUUAUGCUUAUCUAAUCUAAUAAAUUGAUUUAAAAAAAAAAAAAAUGUAAUCUUGGUGCUUUCUUCGUGCUCACUUGCUGAUGCUUUGUUGCAUUUGAAAUGGCUCAUGAUGAGCAAGCAGGCAUAUUCGUCCAUAUAUUCGCGUGGAACGUGAUGCUUUCAUAAGAAGAACUCUGCAGAAUUUAUUGCAGUUCGAAUACAUACAUCCUUUUUGUGGUUGUCAUCGUCGACAUCUGUCGGUAUUGGUCUCGUCGUUAUCGGUAACAAAUGAUUGCUGUUGCAUUACAUAAAUAUGUACGUCUGGCCUAACCUAGAGUUAGUUCCUGAACUCGAGCCACUCCAUAACCC
Messenger RNA from Rhagoletis pomonella (apple maggot), 1633 nucleotides. RefSeq lists its product as uncharacterized. Lineage: Eukaryota; Metazoa; Arthropoda; Insecta; Diptera; Tephritidae. The transcript is spliced from 2 exons. Bases 498 to 1175 code for a protein of 225 amino acids. The record is from RefSeq and is a predicted model, not a curated record.